Molecule: messenger RNA, 516 nt
Organism: Blastomyces gilchristii SLH14081
Lineage: Eukaryota; Fungi; Ascomycota; Eurotiomycetes; Onygenales; Ajellomycetaceae
Exons: 4
Source: RefSeq, a predicted model, not a curated record
AAUAUAUUAUUAUAAAUAGCAUAUCUUCUUCAUCUUCUUAUAUAUUCUUAACUCUUUUUCUUCUCAAAUCUUCACAUGUUGACAGAUCUGUGUUCACUGAUGAUAGUGAACUCAAUGUUGAAUCAUUGAUCAAGAACUUGAAGAACACAAUAAUGAAGAAAUUGUCUAUGUCAUGUGUGACUGAGUCUCUCACAUCUCUCUCUACCUCUUCUACUGCUUCUUUCCCUGCUGCUCUUUCUCAAUCUUCUACACUUGUCUCUAUGUCUGGUUCUCCCGCUUCUGCUACCCCUGUUCCUGUGAUUCUCACUCCUGCUACUCCUGGUUUUAUCAUCUCUGCUUUCAUUACCAGCUCUCCCUGUUUUAAGAAGAUGUUAUAUAGGCUUAAUAAAUCAUGUUUCUCAAGAAUUACUUCUCUUCUCAACAGUGUUGAGAUUAUAAAAGAUAUUCAUGUUUUCAGAAACAGAAACAUGAAUAUUGUACUCUUUUACACUCACAAAUAUGAGACUUAUACAUCUU